AUGCCUCAGCCAGGAAUGGAAAUUGACACUGGGUGCAGCAGUCCAGAGGAACCACCAAAGCAGAACAGUAGUGCUGUUGGUAAUCGCCAUCUCCUAAAGACAAUCAAGAGCCUUGGCAGAACCACACCUGACUUUAACCAUGUAGAGAGUCGGAAGCUGACACAGCUGCUGCAGUGUGUUCUUGGAGCUUGGAAGCAAGGUCAGGCUGAGGGAAUGCUAGAUGCCCUGGUGGAAAAAGCUAAAGAGGUAGAAGAAAGCCUAAAUGAGACACAAGGACUCUGGCAAGAAGGUAGUCAGGUAGGGAGCCAGGGAGGGGAUCAAGAUGAGGACAGCCAAUCAAAUACAUCUGAGGACUGGAAUAGUGACUGA
Rhizoctonia solani is the source of this 369-nucleotide messenger RNA. RefSeq lists its product as uncharacterized. NCBI's taxonomy places the organism in Eukaryota, Fungi, Basidiomycota, Agaricomycetes, Cantharellales, Ceratobasidiaceae. Bases 1 to 369 code for a protein of 122 amino acids. The transcript is spliced from 5 exons. The record is from RefSeq and is a predicted model, not a curated record.